Molecule: messenger RNA, 723 nt
Organism: Uranotaenia lowii
Lineage: Eukaryota; Metazoa; Arthropoda; Insecta; Diptera; Culicidae
Exons: 2
Coding region: 50-619 (189 amino acids)
Source: RefSeq, a predicted model, not a curated record
GUCCCAAGUUCAAACAAUCUGUACGUGAACAGCAAGUGAAAAUUCUAGAAUGUUUACGGUUACAAUCUUCGUUUGUGCCUUCCUGGCCAGUUCGUCCAUUGCCCAAUCGCCCGGCGAAGUGAAAUGUUUAACCUGUUACGACAAGCUAGAUUGUGUAAGCGAUCCAAUAAGGGUUCUAACUUGCGAUGAGGAGCAAGUGGCAAAAAAUCAUAGACUGAUAGGCUUUACCAAUUCGAACUCGGACGGUGCCGAUCCGAAAGGUCCCUACAUUUGCUACGAUUAUGAAACGAUGGACCAGGUAGAUCCUGAAAAUGACGUCAAGUAUUUAGCCGGAAAGGGAUGCACCACCGUUGCGGUGGCAGCCAAUUUCUGCCAAGGCUGGAUUCCCCAGCUCGAUGUUGUGCGCUGUAGAACCUGUCUGACCGCAGACGGAUGUUCCAGUUUGGAUGCUUCGACGACAACGGCUUCGACGGCUGAACCCUCUUCGAGCACCGGUAAAACUACUCCAGCAGGAGGAACUACCGCUAACACCGGAAGCUCAUCAAAUCGGAACGGGCCUUGGGUGGUUCCACUUUUGCUGUCCAGCGUUUUAUUGAUUUUUCUCAAAGAGAGUCGAUAACCCACUGAGGAUGCUAGCAAGCAGCUAGUGAAAUACUAGUAUUUGGGUCUUUUAAAUACCUUGGCUGAAUUCGAAUGAAUCAUCGACCACUUUGAAAUCACUCA